This is a messenger RNA of Pyrus x bretschneideri (Chinese white pear), 2064 nucleotides long. RefSeq lists its product as uncharacterized. The record is from RefSeq and is a predicted model, not a curated record. The coding region runs from base 229 to 2064 and encodes 611 amino acids. NCBI's taxonomy places the organism in Eukaryota, Viridiplantae, Streptophyta, Magnoliopsida, Rosales, Rosaceae. The transcript has 5 exons.
CUUGGUCCGGUUCAUCCCAAGAUCAAAAAAGUGUAAAUAUAAACUUGGUGUGGUUCACAUGGCAGAGGGACGUCAUGUGAAUUCAAAGCACAUGAAGAAGAAGAAAUGGAAUGGAUCGGAAAAAGGAAUAGUACGUAGUAGCUCCUUUUAAACCACCCGGUUUGAAAUCAACUGGAUUUUGUCAGCAAAUUUCCUUUCUUCCUUCCCAGUUAAUUACAAAGUUAACUAAUGGAUCAUCCGCAUAAUUACGGUUCCAGCAACUCCAAACGCAGUUACACAGAGAUUGCGGCGGCGGCCACGGCCGGAGAGGAUUGCCCACAACCGCAACUGGUGCCUCUGCCCCUGCCGGUGCAGCAAAAACUGAACAGCAUAUGUGAGGAGAAAGAGCAACCACAGCCGGACGCCGCGUUGAGAAGGAGGCUGGGUUUGCUGGGGGAGGAGAAGGCACUCGAACUCCUCGGCGAAAUUUACAAUAGUAAAAAAAAGAUAAAAGCCCUCAGUGGAUGCAUCUGGUUCUUGCUGCGCGAAAAGUACCAAUGUACCCCUCGUUCUCGUUCUCCUUCCCCUUCCCCUACCAAGUCUGGCCCUGCUGCUUCUCCGCCUCUUCACAGCCCGUCUUCUGCUUCCCAAAUCACUCCUGGUCGUCAAGGGAGUACUAGUGGAGGACAGAAGCAAUUAAAUUCCUAUUUCUCUCCAUCACCUUCGAAAGCUGCACGUACAUCCCUUUUUCGAGGCCCAUCAUCUUCUCUUCCUAUCAGUUCUGUUCAUGAAGGAGAUACCAUAGACAAUCGAUACUUGCAAUCUAGCAGAGCUUCAAAUGUAAAUGCAACUGCAAAAGUGUCAAAUUACAAAAGUAAUUUGGAAAAGGAACAAAAGAAUCAAGUCAUGAAUGAACCUCUCCAAGAUAUCCCUUAUCCUUAUGAGGUUGGGAGUUCAGCAGUUCGUCCCUCAGGCCCUUCUGGUGCUGAUGCAGAGCCUAAGAUGUCAAUGGAGCCCUUCACUUUCCCUUCGGGCAACAACCCUCCUUCACCUCCUGUCGUCGAGCAAUCAAAGGUUAUUUUGAUAGAGGCUGAGAAUGUUCAAGUGCCUGUAGAGGUAGCAACAAUUCUCAAACAGGUAUAUUCUUUAUCACUUAUCUAUUUUUACUAUUGCACUACUCAUGAAGAGGCCUCUCUAACUAUCAACCUUCCCCAUACCCCAGCAAUUGGAGUAGUGGAUAUUGACAGUUCGUCAGGGGAGAAAGAGAAGGCCCCUAGCUCGACAAAAGAAGCUCACAACACAUAUUUCCUUGUUCCUCAUUCUGUGCCUGAUGCUAGCAAGGAAAGGCCUAGCACACCCUCUCAGAGCAACAGGCAAAAAGAAAAGGCUUCUUCCUCAUCUUCCAACUUACCAGAGCAGCCAACUCCUCUAGCUGUGGUUUAUCCCAACAUAUCCCUCUCUGAUGUCUUGCUCGAACUUCAGAAACUCAAGCAAAAGGUUGACUCCCCGAGCCAGAAGCCAUCAGUUCAACAAGCUCAAGAUCUAAAACAAUCCUUCAAAAACUGGUUGGAAGGUGGUUUUGAUGUCAACUUCCAACGCGACAUGCUUAAUCAAGCUGAGAGUACACUUGAGAAGCUGUAUGAGCUUAAUGAGAUCACCAAAGAGCAAUUCCAGACCUUUAAAUACUUCUUCCAGCUUCUAAAGCAGUUGCAGGAACAAUACUUCCAAGCUGCCAAAGAGGCUGAACAUAUGCAACAAAUGAAACUCCAACACCCUGAGUUCUCUACUCUUUUGAAAUCUGUUAUUGGAGAAGGAACCAAAAUUGGGGAUAGUAUUUCUGUAGUGGACCAACAAAUUCAGCAGCUAGAGCAAGAGUUGGCCAAACUGAAAGCUGAGAAAGCUAGCUUGGCUAGUGAACUAGCUGUGAAAGUGGUUGAGGCCCGAAGUGCAAGUCAACAAGUAGAUACUUUGGAUGCUCAGUUGGUCAACAGCAACAUUGCAGUUGAAGAGCCUGAGAGGCUGGAGAUUGACAUGAAGACUGUGUAUGCUAGGAUUGUUGCCCUAGCUAAGGAUGCUCAUUUGUAA